UAGCACACCAGCCGGCCAUCUUGGCGUCGUAACAACUUGACGAAAUAUGUGAGUAGAUUCGAGCGGAAUCCUUUGCCAUCCUGCCGUUUUUUAACGUUCUGGUGCUAUUUUAUGCUGGUGAAAACAAAAUUUAUUUUCUCUAUAGAUCUUUUUCUUGUUUUCACUCUUUUCCUCCUUCUUUCAGGGGUCGUAGAAGUCGCUCGCGGUCGCGCUCUCCCGCGGCGCGCAAGGACAAGGACAAGGACAAGGAGAAGAAGCGCACGUCAAGCACCCGUGGCCGAAGUCCCGUAAAGGCAAGUAAAGAAAAGACAAAAACUAAGAAUGAAAGCAAAGCGAGUGCAAAGAAUGGUGCAGAGAAGGGAAAUCGAAAACGUACCCGCUCUUCUAGCAGGUGAGCUCGUUUCUGUCGUUACUGCAUAAAUGUUUGAAUGUUUUUGUUUUUUUCCUUUAUUUCUUUGGGGCUAGGUACUCGCUGAGGUACAGUAUGGACUUCCUACAUUCAGCUAGACUCAGUUUUAGCCACAUAUUAUGUUACUGAUGACCGACAGGAUGGUGAAAAGUAAUAUUUGACUUCUUUUUUUCACGGUGAAGUGUGAAUGCCAGAACAAAAUGUUGCGAGAUACACUGUAGCUGGGAUCAUUUGUUUUCUGGUUAUGAUUUUGAAGUUACGUGCAAAUGAAGGUUUUAGAAAACGUGUAAUAAUAGCUGCUGCAAAACAGUUCAUCGCUUUUUGUGGACUCGAAUAAUCACGUUAACAAGCCUCUUAAGUGACCUUGGUUACUACAGUCACACUGUUACAUACAUGUACGUCUGUCACACUUUCUUCUGCUUGGCCAUUGUACUUCUCAAAAUGCUUUCCGGAUCUUGCAAAGAUCUUGGCCUACAUUUUUUGGCCCUUUUGAACUAACCUCAGACAAAAAAAACUCCAAAAUCCUUUUGAAUUGAAGCCUUUUCUAGAUGUUCAGACUUGUGGGAAGCAUGUUAAAAUAGACAAAGGGGAGAAAAAGAAAACACCCCCCACUGUUUUUCUUCCCCUUGCUACAGCAUUUACUCCAAUUCCUAAGGAAUCUGACUGAAUGCCUGUAAAUAGAGCAGCAUGCAAAGAAAGUCGUUCCUAAUAGCCCAGGGCUAGUGGAUUUUGCUAUUUAGCUAGCUAAUUUUAUUCUAACUCGCCUGAUGGUCAAGUGAAGUUACUGAAUCUUGCUCAUCAAAACUUUUUUUUUUCCGGCUAGUUAAAAUGGCUCUUGGGCUAGUACAUGCUAGCUACAGCUUUCCCGAAGAGCAAGCAUUAAAACUGACUUUAUUUGCACCCUGAAGAGGCUACAAAUUAUUGCCUUUGUGUCCUGGACCAUUCUAACAUGCUCAACUGUAUUUGUUUCAUUAGCUCAGGAUCAAGUUCUGGCAGCUCAAGCAGUAGCCGCAGUUCCAGUUCAGGUUCAAGCAGUAGUGGCAGUAGAAGCAGCAGUUCGGGCAGCAGCAGUGGCUCCAGCCGUAGCAGUAGUGGCUCAAGUAGCAGUAGUAGUGGUAAGAAAUUUCUAAACUUUUUCUUUUGAUGCUUAAAUUUUUUUUCACAAAGCUCAUUGUUGAGGUAAAAGUUGAAGUUACUGGUAAUAGCAACGUGCUUGUUUAGCCUGAUUUUAGGGCACUUUCCAUUUGUCAGAACUGACUAACCAGACCAGAUCAGCUUAUUCCUAAAUGGUAUGCACGACAGUGAUGGGCUUAAGGAAAAAUUACAAGAAAAGACAUACUGGUAUUUCAUUUUCAAUAUGAUCGGUUCCCACUUUUGGAAAGCACUCUAAGAGUCUGCACCCAGACAGAAAUGAACUUCUGGUUAACAGGGUUUAAAAGUGGCAGCCAGGGCAGCCGGCACUUUGACCCACUUUGACUUGGACAACAAAAUUAGAAUUUAAAGAUAUUCAAGAUUUCAUAUCAGACAAAAAAGUUCUAAAAAAAUUUUUGAAACUUUUGGGCGGAUUUGGGGAAAGAGUAGAAAAAGGUUUGGAAAGUUAAAAGUUGACCUGCAGUUUGAAAAUGCAACUGGUAUUCGUGAAAAAAAAAACUAUGUGGUUUAUUGGUUUGUUGAAGUAGAAGCAACAAAAUUAGAAUUUAAAGAUAAAAAAAAAUCCUGGAUUUGCCCCUGAAAAAUAAAUUGGUCCAUGAAAACGCUGUGACAUGAGCGCAAGGGAGUUGCUCGCUCCGGGUUAUGGGCUCCUGCUUUUUUUUUGGGGGGGGGGAUCUCACUCCCUCCACCUAAUUUCUCUCUACCGCAACAACCAAGUGUGCAAACAGCAGACUUGACGACCAAGAUUGCAGAUAUCAUGCAUGGGCCAAUCAUUUCCAGGUUGCUGUUAUUUAUUACAGUCCCCAUUUUUCCUCAAGGAUUUAGCGUGAAAAUGAAAAAAAUUGCAUUACUAUCAGUCUAUGGUAUUUACAAAAUUUGCCUUGUUUUUGGGAAAAAAUUGCACCACUUCAACACCCUGUCUUGUGAAAUGUACUGCCUCCUGGUCUCCUAGUAUCAUCAUAAACUGUGUUUAGCUUUUUUAUUUUUCAUGAUUCAUGAAAAAAGCAAGUAAUAUUUUUCUUGCUUCCCGUGUAAGGCUAGGGUCACGACACAUGACAUGGGUUAAGUCCGUCAGCGAAGCUUCGCCGAAAUCCAGGAUUUUAGUAUGUGCCAUGAUUUGCCUAUUGUUAAAAAAGCCACUGUCCAUUUGCCAAUCAGAUUGAAGGGAAAUUCGAAACGCAUUUCCGGUAAUUCUUUGAGUCCAUUGGGUGCCCAGAACAAGGAUAUUAGCACUGCUUCACAGACUUUACUAACCAAUGUUAGAUUACGUCUGCGAGGCAGGCUACCUAAGACUUCCAAUCCAAUAUUUAAAACUUCUUUUUCCCUUUCAAGUUAAUGUCCAAGAGUGGACAGCAUUUCAGAAAUGGUGUGAGCUGCCUUCUGAGGCAACUUGUAAAGCAAAGAAAGUUCCAGAGCCAUCAUUGAAAUAAUUAUAUUAAUUCUGUUUUUGUCAUAGGUGAUGAAAAGAGCAAGACUCCAAAGGCUAAAAAAGAAGUAAAAGAAAAAGAAACUAAAGAAGUAAAAGAAGUGACUAAAGAACCCAAAGAAAUCAAAGAUAAAGCUCCUCCACCUCCCCCCAAAGCCAAGUCACCUAAAGUUUCCCCUCCCCCAAAGUCGCCCAAAAAAUCUCCGGCCCCCAAAUCACCCACUCCACCACCUCGCACAAGGCCCACGCGGCGAUCAGUGUCCAAGUCUGUAUCCAAAUCUCCAAGUCCCGUGAAGCGUGGACCUCGCGCGCGUUCAUCUUCGUCGUCGGGUUCGUCGCGUUCGCCGAGGAGACGCAAGAGAAGCCCAACCCCUAAACCCACGAAGCUUUACAUCGCUCAUCUGACGCGCAACGUGACUAAAGAUCACGUGUUUGAGAUAUUUAGUGUUUACGGGCACGUCAAAUCGGUAGACUUGCCGAUGGACCGUUUUAAUUUUCUUCCAAGAGGGUUUGCUUAUGUUGAGUACGAUGACGCCGAGGAAGCGGAGGCUGCUCUGAAGCACAUGGACGGGGGACAGAUAGAUGGACAAGAAAUCACAGCACAAACCAUCCUUCCCAUGAGGCCUCGCGACAUUAGACCUGCUCGUCGACCCAGUCCUCCUCCGCGACGCCGGCCACCGCCACCAGCGUGGAGAAGGUCACCUCCGGCACGAUUCCGCGGCUCUUUCCGAGCAGGCGGAAGACGAUCACGCUCACCGUCUCCAAGGAGACGAUCGCGUUCAAAGUCACGAAGCAAAAGUCGGUCCCCUCCGAGACGUCGAAGAUAUAGCCGUUCAAGUUCGAGUUCUUCGCGCUAAAUAUUAGGCAAUCAGAGAACUCCUUUCACCAUCUGAAGGUACAUUUGCGAAACAGAGGAACAAAAUCGAUUCGCUGGGUUGUAGUUUGGAACACUCUCAAAGGCGUCUUUGUAGACUAUUUUUAGAGACGUUAACGUAACCGUUUUAUGGAUAUUUUCAUUUACGUGUCACUCAUCUGAUGCUUCAGCAAACACAUUUUGAAAAUUUCAUUCAGAGGAACACCCGCACAAUGACACGAAAAGUUCCACAUUUGUUAGAAAUAAAUGUGCGCUUGCCUCUGUUGAUAUUUUUACAGUGCAGUAUUCUUUAAGUUUUAUUUCGCUUGAGUCGGCCAAAAUGUAGAUGCAGUUUUCCCUCUUUCUUGUUACAGGCCUCCCAUAAAUACAAGGUUUAUUCCUCUAUUAAGUGAUCGAAAGAGUUCAUUGUUUCAUUUCCCCAUCCAGACAGCAUUACAUUUUUUCUUUACAGCCUAUCCGUUUAGGUUACUAAAAAUGCUUUUGGAACAUUCCGCGUUGUCCGCUCAAGGCCGUUAAAUUUAAAUUUAACCCGGUCUUCUUUUUCUAGUGUUCAAAAGCAUUUUGUUGGAUAAUUUUCUCUUUUAUUUUAAAAGCUUCCAAUAAUCAACUUGUAGACAAAAAGAAUUAAAACUGAAAAGAUUUUUAAGAUUUCAUGUCUGAUUCAAAUCUCGCACUACCCCUGGGUUAUCUUAACCCAGCUUUGAACAACUCGGCCCAGAGCAUAACUGGGCCAAUAUCUCAGAGAUAAUUUGCCCCGAACUGCUAAUAUUUGGCAAGUGGGCGUCUUGGACAUUGUUCUUUUAGAAUAUCUUGACAAAUCCCAUAAUUUCACAAAUUUAAUUUUUAUUACGUCAUCACUUAAGAACUCUCUUGAAAACUUGUCAGAGGUCGUAAGCACUGGGGUCGAGAUUGCUUUAAGUUCAUUUUUGUUUUUUCUAACGUUUAAAAUAAUGCUUGCAGGGGCGGAUCCACACCGGUUUCCACCGUUUACGGAGAUCGGUCAGAUUUUUCAUAAUAAACAUAUUUUUAAUAAUAAUAAUAGGACUUUCAAAGAUGGUCUGGACAAAUGUUUUCUUUUUCCAAUUUCCGGGCAUUAAAGAGAAACCCGGGAAAGGGAACUUUAGGGACUUAAAAUCCCCCAAAAUUCCCGGGGGUGUAUGCCCCCGGGCUCCCCUAGAUGCUUGCUCCCUCGGCCCCUCGUUCAGGAAAUCGGUCAGUAUUUAUCCUAGAUCCGCGCCUGGCUUGGGUGGUAUAUUCGCUCGACAUAAGGCUGUAAUUUCGUCAUUCUCAAGAUAUUUCUCAAUGUUCGUAGUGUGUAAUUGGCAUCAUAAACAAAGUGAGCAAGACAACCGUGAUGCAGCCCCUUUACGUAGUGUGACAUUUUGUUAGAGAGCGCCUCCCCCUACUCUCCUAGUAAGUUUGUUGCCUUUCUUGAAAGCCCUCGGUGGGUAGCUACUGGAAUGCCUUCUGUCUUCCUUCUUCCAUUUAUACGAAAAAUCCAAAAUGGUCAGUAAGCAAUUUAAAAUUAAAAAAGAAAACAAAUAAAACCAUUUGCAUUUGAUCAGAGGUCAUGACAGCAGUGACACAACUGGUCCACCCCCGGGUGGAUGGGUUGAUGUCCACUCUUCUCCGUCCGCGAGCGCGCUAAGGGCGCAAUCCUUUGGCCUUAUUCCGGAAUAAGAAUACAGUAUCUGGAAUAAACUCCAAAAAAUUACGUUUUGGCUUAAAUUGCGAGCUAAAAUCCAUAAAGCUGGUGGAAAUUAGUAAUUAAGAUGAAUGUAGCAUUCCCAAUGAUCGUUGAAAAAUUUGGUCACGUGCAUACUAACUUUAGGCGGGAAGUGGAACCGGUGUGGAGCCUGGGAAAGAAACGGAACGCCUGGUAAAAAUAGUUCAUAGACAUGGCGCUGAAAACGAUCACAGUGUUUUGUGGCUCCAAAUUGGGGAAUGAUCCAAGGUUUGAAGAAGGUGCUAAAGGUACUGACUUGUUUUCUUAGAUAAAAUUAUUUAAGGUGAAUGGCAGAAAAAUUUUCCCUUAAGGAAGGGAUGCCACCUACACUAAUGCACCUAUCAAUGUUAAGCCGGCGUGGGGGAGGCAGCCGGGCAUGGGGUGGGAAUUUGACAUUCUUUCAAAAAUUUGCCGUCAAUUUCCCUGCCCACGGGCAAUCAUUCCAGUCAGUUGCAACCAAAUUUCCCCACCCCGGGCUGCACACUGCUGUCCAUCCCAAGGCUGGACCCAAGAAAGGCACAAUAAAAGUAUCUCCAAAUAGAACUCUGCAAUCUUUAUUUAUAAACGUUGCUGCAUCACCAAAGAUACAUGUUCCUGUUACAGCUUCAGUUAUACGUUUUAACCAUUCAAUCCGCGUUUUAGUACACUGCAUAGAAUACAGAAACCUUUAGGAGAAAGUCCACAUUUUGUAAGUUUGAGUAUACCGUUCUUAGUAAAGGGUACAAAGAAAGUCAGUUUUAUAAGCUUUAUACAGUGAUUGCAGUGAAUGUCAGCCAUACACUGAUCAAUUGUACUUGCAAAAAUCGACUUGGUUUCUCUUUACUUCCGUUUACUUUGAUACCACAGUAUCUUAAAAGGUUCAAUUGAUCAAUACAAUAAAAUCCACUCACCUUUGGCUUGUUCUCGUUGGCUUCCAUGAUUUCCAGAUCUUUCCAGACCAUACGUCGUGUGCGUGAAGCAUGGAAGUGGGGAAACAUAUGUUCGGUCUCUUCGGUCCAAGUCGGCAGUCAAAUCCAUCCCCACGUCAGUCCCAUGCUGGGCGAAGAAAUAUUCAAAUAUCCCCUCCCCUGGGAGAUCAAGAUUGGUCAAAUGCCCUACCCCAGGGGCAACAAAGACAAUCAAAUCCCCACCCCAUGCCAUCUUUCACUUACCAAAUUCGUUGGAAAUUAAACAUACUUUGCUGGCUGGCUUUACUCCAACCAAGCCACACUAUGAGUAAGCAGAAGGUUGGAGCCAGGGACGAAAUUAGAGACUAUCCAUAAUAAUUAUUUCUGGGGGAAGAAAUUUGCUGUAAACACAGAUAAUCUUUGAGAAGAAUAAGAGAAAGUGCAUUGACAAAACAUUUUCUUUAUCAAUACUCGCUUCUUUGUGUUGUAGCUCUUGGUGAGUGUAUGGUAAAAAAUAAGAUAAAUCUGAUAUAUGGUGGAGGAACAGUAGGUCUUAUGGGAGCUAUAGCUAAAACUGUUGCUGAUGGAGGCUGUGAGGUGACUGGAUUUCUUCCCGAGUUCUUUGUUGUUCAAGGUAUGCAAAUCACAAUGAGGUCCGGGACCAAACUUCUAGAUUAAGUCAGAAAAGGUGAACUAAAACACAAAAGAUAAAAUGAUCAUUAAAUCACAUAAUAUAGCCUACAAAAAUGUACAUCAAAUCUCUAUCAGAAAGUAGCUAUCAGCAAGUGGCAGGAAGCUGAGUUCACAGGGUACUUUAAGGCUACUCAAAUAAAAAAAUGUUUCAACCCACUAUAUGAAACUUGUUACCAGCAGACUUUUCUGUGAUUGGUCAUUUCAUCAUUCUCUCGUUAUAUGUCUCUUGAACAGGCUUACAGUUGUCCUAAUCUUUCUCUUUGCUUCAUAAUUUGUCCACAAAUUAUCAACAAUAUUUCGCUAGGAUAUUUGAAACACAGGAUGACAAAUAUUUUUCAUUCUACUGUAAAUAAAACACAACCCUACUCAUUUAUGCUGUAUCUAGCUUGAGGGUCCAACUUUCUCUCACUGGUGGUUUAGUGGUUCUAUGCCCAUUUUGUAGGUUAGUUUGCAGAAGCACCCUCAUUUUUUAGGCUGUUUGCUGUUAAGAAAACAUAGUAACCUGCUAUUUUAAAUCCAGAUCGUGGAAAUUUGGAUAGUGUUGGCAAGACAGUGCUAGUUCAGGACAUGCACACUAGGAAGAGAAACAUGUUAGAAAAGGUAAGUUCCCUAAGUUUUGUUACAAUCUAAACAAAAUACAGAGCAAGUUGAGAAACAGCAAUCAUUCUUUGUGGGUGUGACCUGUACCCCUCUUUUCUGUAGGGGUGUGGUUUCAGGAGAUAUUAAAGAUCAAUACUUGAUAAUUAUUCUAGUCAUUCUUGCCCUUGCAGGUAUUAUACUUUUACAUUGUUCAUUGUCUCCACAAUGUAUGUAAUGCCACUUUUUCUGAUAAUCAUAGGGUUAGGUUGUUGUUUGUACAGAAAGUGGGAUUUUAUUCAAUCUUAUGAAUGGAUUUCAGGCUGAUGCUAUGAUAGCUUUACCAGGAGGGUAUGGUACUUUUGAGGAACUCCUAGAAAUGAUUACAUGGUAAGGACAACAACAGUUUUUGUUGCUUCUUAUCUUUUCUCCUUGUGGCUUUUUUUGCAGAUCUGCUUGAGUCAAAUGUCUGACUUCUUUCCUUUGCUUUUCAGGGUGCAGCUUGGACUUCAUGAUAAACCAAUAGGAGUAUUAAAUAUUGCCAAUUAUUGGGGAAACUUGAUAGACUGGGUUUGUAGAGCGUUCUUGAGAGUGUGUGUGAUUUGAUUGUAAAAUAAUGUCUUAGCGCUAAAUGAGCCUGGGACAGCCUUUGGGUUGUCUCUUACAGGUUCAAGUGUAACAUUUUGUACCUGAGUCUGGUGGGUGUUAGGAGGGGGGGGGGUACUCCCAUAUAUUCUCCUCUGGUAUAGCCAAUUUUUUCCCCUCCUUCAUUAUUCUUGACCAUGCUUGGGUGCAAAACUGUGCUCUCCUUGUUGUUUUAUCACUGAGCCAGCCACAGGAACAGGAUCUGGAAAUAUUCCUGCACCAUUUGUUAUAUUUUUCAAUAAUUAAAUUCAGUGACAUUAAGUGUACAUGGAUAUUUUCAGCUGUCACCAGUCAAUUCACUCCUUCCAAAAGAUGCAAUAUUGGCAGCCCAUUAUACCAGAUGCAUGAGACUACAUAAUUUAGAAAAACAUAAUAUCUGAGUCUGGGUGAUCUUGCACUCCAAUGACUGGGCUCCUGCUGGGAUGCAUAAGAAUUCAUGGUGAGCCGAGCCAUACAGUCAAUCCAUGUCAACCUUCAUACAUUCCCUGCUUUUUUACUAUUGGACACCUCUUUUAUGCAGACACUUAGCUCUGACUCUGUGGUGUCCAUAUUAAGAAGGUUUGACGGUAAAACAGACACCUCUGUAAUGCGGACACCUGGCUCUGUCCCUUUGGUGUCUGAGGUUUGACCAAUUUCGUUAUAGGUUCAUUGGCCAAAUAUGGAACAUAUGUGAAAAGCAUUAAUCAAGCAAAUAAUCCACCCUGAUCAGUCUCCAAAAAAUGUUUACAUGCCCUUGUAUUUCAUUUCAGAUUCAGAAUGCUGUUAAAGAAGGGUUUGUGUACGGUGAAAACCAAGAUAUUCUCAUUGUAGCUGAUGACUGUGAGACCUUAUUAAGAAAGCUGCAGGAACGUGCUGCCAACAAAGAACAGUCAACUCACAAAAUAUUUCCAAACAUGUAACAUUUGCUCUCAAUAAAUUUUUUUACUAUUAGUAUCUCUUGUUACCUUUAAAUCAGUGUAGAAAAUCAUCAUUUGUUUGUUCAUGGUACCAAUGGUAGUAAGAUGUAUGUUUUACUAACUGUAACUCACUAAUCUCGGCAAGUAGAAUAUAUG
This is a messenger RNA of Porites lobata, 9440 nucleotides long. The record is from the annotation of a GenBank genome assembly. Lineage: Eukaryota; Metazoa; Cnidaria; Anthozoa; Scleractinia; Poritidae.